Mercurialis annua (annual mercury) is the source of this 1644-nucleotide messenger RNA. RefSeq names its product putative protease Do-like 14. The transcript is spliced from 12 exons. Lineage: Eukaryota; Viridiplantae; Streptophyta; Magnoliopsida; Malpighiales; Euphorbiaceae. Bases 196 to 1395 code for a protein of 399 amino acids. The record is from RefSeq and is a predicted model, not a curated record. Gene Ontology annotation, molecular function: protein binding; nucleic acid binding.
AAAAAGUAAGAGCCCUAAUUACUGCAAAUCUCUCUUUUACCCGCUUUUUCUGUUUUGGUUGCUCAUCAGAGGUCGCUUUACCGGUGGCUGAGUAGCCUUCUGUUGGGGCAGCUAAUCUUGGUCGGUGGUGUGGGCAUCACCGUCGAUUUGAAAUUUUCGAAUCAGGUCGUUCCAUUGGAGAAAUUCUGGUAAAUUAUGCUCAAAAGAAAGGCGGAUCAAGAUGAUCCCAGUCCAUGGCGACGCGAAGAGAAGAUAGUACCUUACACUCCUGAAGAGUGGGAUUGCAUGAAGCAUACUUUGAAGCAAUACAAGUUUGCUGCAUACAAUGAAAACCAACACUUGGAUAUUUACACCAAAAGAGCUGCAUUGAAAGCUGCUCCAUUCGUUGUUUCUCUUGUUGCUUAUAUAGGUGAAGAGAUGCUAUAUCAGAGUUCUGGAACUAUUAUUGAAAGUGAUGAUGUGAGCAGUGUUAUUCUAACUUCUGCUAAUCUCAUUACGUGUCCUCCCACUAAAACUUUAACUCCGGAUAAUAUUAAGGUUUUGGUGUACCUUAAAGAUGGGAGAUCGUUUCAUGGUGAAGUCUUAACAUUUAAUCCUCAUUAUAACAUUGCUGCCAUAAGAAUUCAAUCAAAUGCUCAUCUACCAACUGCAUCAAUGAGACACUUAGAUGAUUCCAUAACGAUUGAUUCAAGUCAGCUUCAUUUCCCUGAAGAAAAAACAUUUCAGCUUCGGCCACAUUCAAAUUCUUAUAAUCUUCUUCCUGGAGAUAGACUUUUUGCCAUUGGACGUUAUUUCGUGAAGCCUUAUGACAUCAUGAUUGCUCCUGGUGAAUUUUGUCUUGGUCGCUGUGAUUAUGACUGCAAGGAGCUUUUUAGGGCGUCUUGCAAUAUCUCUAGAUGUGGUAUUGGAGGGCCACUUAUCAACUAUAACGGAGAAGUCGUUGGAAUCUGCUUUUAUAAUUGCUCUUGUACUCCUUUUUUGCCUAUCAAUGUUGUGUCUAAGUGGUGGAACCAAUACAAGACAAAUGGGAUAACUCGUCAGCCAUAUCUUGGAAUUGAAUUGACCAACCUAUAUGCUGCCAAACUCUAUGUUAUGGAGGAGAUCAUUCAAAAGUUCCCCAACAUCUGUAAGGGCGUAAUCGUUGAAGAGGUUAUACCAGGCUCUGUUGCUGAUCUAGCUGGGAUAAGACCAAAAGAUGUUAUAAUCGAGUUUGGUGGGAAAACUGUGCAUGGUUUCUUGGAGUUAAUUGAACUUAUGUGGGAUAAAGUUGGGGAUUCAGUAGAGCUGGUUGUACUACGAGCAAGUGAUGGUUCUUCUUUGAAGCUUAGCAUGUUGGUUGAGGAGGCCACACCAGAUAAAUCAUAUAGCUGGCCACUUUGGGAAAAUGCACGGUAAAAUGCUGGAGGAUACAUUGUCAAUUAUGAGUACAUAUAAGAUUGGCAUGUCAUAUAUGAGGCUGGAAAAACAUUUUGGUAGUAGGUUCAGAUAGUUUUUGGAAGUUUUAUUAUUGUUGAUAGAAGUGGAAGAAUGAUAGCGGGUGGUAAGGAGGUUAUUGAAAAUAGUUAAUUAUAUGUGGUAUAUUAUUUUUUCAAAAAUAUUUAUAUGUUUAUUAAUAUACAACUAUUGAAAACAUUGAUUCUAUCA